AUGAAAGGACCCUUGGUGAGUUUAUUGCUACAGUCAACUCUGGUUACCACAAUAGACGCUCUGAUAAAAGAUGUGGAGACCAACGCUGAGCGACACCAGUUUAUUACUAAAGUGGGAAAGCUUACCGACAAGCUUGACGACCCAGCUAGUAGGCACACGGAGAUGGUUCCAAAUGGAUUAACGGCAUUUGAAGUUGCUAAUCUCAGGUGCGCGGGUGACUUCGACUCUACGUCAUUUGGCUUGGUUGGAAAGUCAUUCAGUAAUAACGAGGUCAUUACUGAUGACGAGUGGAAGGUACAAGUGUUUUGGCGCAAUAUCCCUAAUUCCAACAAGGUCAGCCAGCCGACUAGUGGCGUAAUUUGCGUGAAGCAGAUCAAUAUCGAGCAGGCCGACAGCAGACUUGUUUAUAAUUUAGUUGGAUCCGCUAGCAACAAUCCCAAUGGUGACAGGUCUGACAGCGAUAGGCCCGAUAAUGAUGCGUCUGAUGACGAUGGGUUUGCCAUUGCUGAUGCCAAGAAGCUUUACCAGAACCUGCUGUCUAAGCACACAAAAACCGCUGACACAGAUCACCUUCAGCAAGUGUAUAUGGUCAUUAUUAGGGAUGGAGUUAAUUGA
Messenger RNA from Kickxella alabastrina, 615 nucleotides. RefSeq lists its product as uncharacterized. The transcript is spliced from 3 exons. NCBI's taxonomy places the organism in Eukaryota, Fungi, Kickxellomycota, Kickxellomycetes, Kickxellales, Kickxellaceae. The coding region runs from base 1 to 615 and encodes 204 amino acids. The record is from RefSeq and is a predicted model, not a curated record.